AUGCCACUACCUCGUUCAGCUAAAGAGAUAUCAGCAAAUGAUAAUGAAUGUGGUAAUUUAUUUUCAAAAGAAGAUCCAGAAAAAUUAUUUGUCGAUUUACGAGAAAUUGGUCAUGGAAAUUUUGGAGCUGUUUAUUAUGCACGAAACUCUGAAACAAAUGAAUUAGUUGCAAUAAAAAAAAUGUCAACAGGACGAAAACAAAAUACUGAAACAUGGCAUGAUAUUCUUAAAGAAAUUCGUUUUUUACGUGAAUUAAAUCAUCGUCAUUGUAUUGCUUAUCGUGGUUGUUAUUUAAAAGAAUAUACAACAUGGCUUGUAAUGGAAUAUUGUCUUGGUUCAGCAGCUGAUCUAAUUGAAGUUCAUAAAAAACCUUUAACUGAAGGUGAAAUAGCUACAAUUGUAUGUGAUACAUUGAAUGCACUUGAUUAUCUUCAUUCUAUGCAACGAAUUCAUCGUGAUAUUAAAGCUGGAAAUAUUCUAUUAACAGAAGAUGCUAUUGUUAAAUUAGCUGAUUUCGGUUCAGCUUCAUUUUCUAGUCCAGCAAAUAGUUUUGUCGGUACUCCUUAUUGGAUUGCUCCAGAAGUUAUUCUAGCAAUGGAAAAUGGUCAAUAUGAUGGUAAAGUUGAUAUAUGGUCACUAGGAAUAACUUGUAUUGAACUUGCGGAACGUAAACCACCAUUAUUUAAUAUGAAUCCAAUGUCUGCACUUUAUCAUAUAGCACAAAAUGAACCACCAACAUUAAUGAUGAAUAAUGAAAAUCAACCAAUAAAUUCAAAUAAUACAACAUCAUUAUAUACAAAUGAUUUUAUUUCAUUUAUUGCAAUGUGUUUACAAAAAAAUCCAAAUGAUCGACCAACAUCAACUGAAUUACUUAAUACAAUAUUUAUAAAAACUAAUAGUAAUCGUGAAAUUUUAAUUGAUUUAAUUCGACGUACAAAAGAAGCUGUUAAAGAAUUUGAUAAUAUACGUUAUCGUCGUAUGAAAAAAGUUCUUAUGGGACAUGAUGAACAAAUAAGUAUAAAUACAAGUAGUUUAUCUGUACCAAAUUCAAGUAUUAUAGAAUCAAAUGAAUUAAUUAUUAUGGAUAUAGAUAAUUCAAAUAAUAUAUCAUAUCCAAUAUUAGAUGAUGAUGAUAGUCGUAGUGCAGAUUUUAUAUCGGAUAGUAAUCAAAUAGAUCCAUGUGAUGAUAUAAGUUUAAAUUCAAGUCAAUCAAGUCUUCAACAUACAUCAUCAAUACGACAUAAUAAUCUUCUUCUUAGUCGACAAAUAUCAAUAGGAUCUCAAUCAAUUCAAAAUCAAAUUAUUUCAAAUAUAAAUAAUAUCAAUCAAAAUAUUCCAUCAAUUGAAAUUAAUAAUACAAAUCAAAUAUCUCUACUUAAUCCAUUACCACCACUUCAAAUAAAUAUUGAUGAAUCAAAUAUUCCUAUAAGAAAUGAUUCAAUAACGUCUGAUACUUCAUCAAUUUCUCAACAGCAUAAUAUGCAUCCUCCACUUACUAGUGAAUUUUCUACAAUAAAAACAUCACGUAUUGUUAUACGUGAACAACGUGAACAUGAUCAAGAAGAUCAACAACGUGAACAAUUUCGUGGUUAUAAACGUAUGAGACGACAACAUCAAAAACAAUUGAAACAAUUUGAAGAACGAUGUCGUCAAGAAAAAAUUGAAUUACGUUCAAAACUUGAACGUGAAUAUAAUAUAUUUCAAGACCAAGUUAAUCUUGAAAAUAAUCGUUUAUUAGAAAAACAUCGUAAAGAAUUAUCUGAUCGAAUUAAAUAUAAUCAAAAUCAUUUAAGAAAAUUUGAACGUGAUCAACAAACAGAUUUUGAUGAUGAACUUAAACGAUUUCAACAAGAACAAUCAAAACAAUAUAAAAUUAAAAAAGAUAUAUUUAAAAAAGAAAUUUUAAGUUCAUCAACACGUGGAAAAACUGAAAAAGAAGAUGAAAUACGUCGUUUAAAAGAUGAUUUACAAUUAAAAAUACGUAAUGAUGAACAAACAUUAAAAACACAAUUAAUGCAUGAUCAUAAUGUUCGACGUUUACAAUUAAAACGACGAAAAUUAUUAUUAUUACAUGUUCUUGAACAAAAAUUAUUUGAAGAAAAAUGUACAAAAAAUAUGGAUACAAUCAUACAAAGACAUGCACUACAUAAAAAACAUCACGAACAAACCAAAGAACUUGAACAUAAACAAUUAGCAAAUUUACAUAAAAUGCGUAAUGAAUUUACUGCUAAACAACAUCAAACUGAAAUAGCCAAUUUUCAUGAAUAUAGUAAUCGACGGCAAAAAGAAUUAGCUAAACGACAUGCAUUAAGUCAAAAACAAUUUCCAAAAAAUAUUAAAAUGAAACAAGCCGAUAUAAAACGUCAACAUAAAGAAGCAUAUAAUACACAAACACGACAAUAUAAAGCUUUAAAAGAGAAAACACGUCUUGAUUAUUUAUAUGCAUCAACUAAUAGUUCACGUGAAGAACUUGAUUUAAAAUUAAAAACACUUAAAGAUGAACAACGAAGAAAAUUUGAUUUACUUUAUCAACGUUAUGAAGAAACAAUACAAAAAAUGCUUGAUCAACAAAAUUUUAAACUUAAUUCUGAUCAAGAACGUGAACGAUCUUCAUUAAAAACAAUACUUGAUGAUGAUCAAAGAAAUUUACUUUAUUUACAAGAAGAAAGUCGUCAUCGAAUGGAACAACAACAUCUUGAUGAACGAAAACAAUUAGAAAGAAAUAUUGAAGAACGAUUCAUAGAACUUAAUAAACAGAUGGAACAAGAAUUAAGUGCAUAUAAUGAAGAUCGUACUCGACAAUUUACAUUACUUUUAGAAAAACAACGUCGAGAAUUAUCACAAAUUGAUUGUGAAAUAACAAAUUUAGGUAUUAAUGUUGCUGAUCUAGCUGAAUCAAUGCAAGAUAUACAUUUUUUUACUGCCAUUCCUAAUGUUAAUACUUCUUCAAAUAUUAAUACUAAUAAUAACAAUAAUAAUCGAACAUCAAUGAUAAGUUUACAUCGUUCUUAUAGUUCGAAUUCAUUUGUUUCAAAUAAUGGUAAUGGUACAACAACCAACCAUAAGUAA
Messenger RNA from Rotaria sp. Silwood1, 3069 nucleotides. The record is from the annotation of a GenBank genome assembly. NCBI's taxonomy places the organism in Eukaryota, Metazoa, Rotifera, Eurotatoria, Philodinida, Philodinidae.